Paraglomus occultum is the source of this 852-nucleotide messenger RNA. The record is from the annotation of a GenBank genome assembly. Lineage: Eukaryota; Fungi; Glomeromycota; Glomeromycetes; Paraglomerales; Paraglomeraceae.
AUGGACCGUUAUUGCGGUCUGAUAAUGUUCGAUACUCCACUACUUACAGCUCACGACACACUCUCCGAUAACUUAGUCGGUACUGAUCCAACCGAUGCAAGUUCCGAGAGAAAACGUUCUAGACGCCAACUUUCAAAAACCAGAACAUUUCAUAUACCACGUCCACCCAACGCGUUUAUUCUCUACAGAAAGCUUAAACAUAAAGAGAUAAAGGCUAACUACAGACACCUAACAAACAUACAAAUCUCGAAAGUAGUAGCAAUGCUGUGGUGGAAGGAAUCAGAAGCAGUCAGGCUUGAAUGGGCAAAAAUGGCUGAACAAGAAAAGCUUCGACACAUGCAAGAACAUCCAGGCUACGUGUUUAAACCGAGGAAAAAGUCUGAUAUUCGUAAGAUAAACAACAGGAACAAAAAAAGGAGACAGGCUCGUGCAACUGUAAUUAGGACCACAAACGACGGCAGCACACGUAUCGAAAAAAAUAAUUUGACGACCGAUCCUGAACUAGUUGCUAUAGCGGAAACGAUAUUUGCUGCGUCACAUAAUCCACCAUCUGAUAAGCAACACAAUCAGCAUGUUAACAAUGAGACGCACUCGAUGUCAUUCAAUCCGGAUGUUUUGUCUUUUCCUCCAACGAUUAAUAAUAGCCUUCAAACACCUCCGAUUGUACCGUCAUGUCCACCCGCGUUAUGUUUGCCUUCGACUCCAAUUUCGACAACUUUUUCUUCAUAUACGUGUACGCCAAUGUCCCCGCUUUUCAUUUUCUCCACCUAUUCUCCACUUCCAAUGACUGUCUAUCAAUCAUCGCUACAACAAGAACCAUUACCAACAGUAUUACCCGCUGAUGUGUUUUAG